Molecule: messenger RNA, 1689 nt
Organism: Alosa sapidissima (American shad)
Lineage: Eukaryota; Metazoa; Chordata; Actinopteri; Clupeiformes; Clupeidae
Product: coiled-coil domain-containing protein 106-like
Exons: 5
Coding region: 587-1162 (191 amino acids)
Cellular component (GO): nucleoplasm
Source: RefSeq, a predicted model, not a curated record
UCACCUGUGAAUGAAGUGCAUCCAUGUCUGCAAGUUUACAUGGGACUUGGAAAAUAUGGAACCACUGCGGAUGCUCCUGCUGAUGGCUUUCUUAUGGCAAGAGUCACGACAUAACCUGAGAACAAAAUGUAAGUUUCUGAUAUAAUGGAUAAUUUGACGUAGGCCUAACAGCUACUGUAUGCAAUUUCAUCAUAAUACAAGGUGGGGCCAGGGUUAGGCCUUUUUUUUUAUCCAUAGUCAGUUCUAGACCAACUAGGAGAGUUUUUAAUUGAACUACAGUCUGCUUCAAUUGAAAUGAUACGAUUAAACUGGCUAAGACAAUAAUUUAGCUAGGCUACAGUAGGCUAAUAGUAAUAAGUCAGUUAUCUAACAAAAAUGUUUUAUUGCAAAUGUAAAAGGCCAAAUAAGAGGGACAAUCCUUACCAGAGUAGGUAAGGCUCCUUCUCUCCAUAAGACUUCUUGUAUUUCAUGAUGUGAUGACAACAUGGACAUCUUAUUGAUCUUUUCAAGAGCCCUAAUUUCAUAAGAUAUCUCACAAACUUAUUCCUUAUCCUAAAUGAUGGUUUGCGAAACAUUUCUCCAAUAAAUGUAUCCAUUUUCUUCCAGCAACGUGGGACGGAGCUGUAGCCUACAGGAAACGAAGAAAACGCGGCAAAGGAAGUUCAUGCAAGGAUCAACCAAUGAGCCAAAACGCAAAGCCAAACAAAACAACAUAACUCCCAAGAGAGGAAGUCCUGACCCACUUGAAGAGCAGGCUGUGAGUCAAGAUGUGGGGAUGUCACCUGUUCCAAGUUCAAGUAGCUUAACGUCUGAUGCAGGCUUGGCAUACCGCAUGGAAUUUCUAAAGGAGAAAUUGGAAUGGCAAGAGAAGAGGAUUUCAGAACUUGAAAAGGAGCGGGACUUUUUGCGGCAGCAACUUUCAGGCCAAAGACAUGAGACAGGCUCUAAGAAGCAUCCAACAAAGGCUGCUGAAACUCUACCUGAUGACGAAGAUGACUCACCCUUCAUCAGUUCUAUCCGAUCUCCACAGAAGGUCAUUGAGUGCUAUGACCAGGUCCUAAGAACGUUCCGCAAAGUCCGCACCAUGACCGAGGCAUUUCAUCGCCACAAUAUUGAUAGAGGGACGAUUGUUGCCACCGAUUGCAGAACUUCAUGCGGCUGACCCGAAAACAUAUGGCUCCUUGAUUUUUGAUGGAAGUGUGGAAACCUUGUUAGGAUUCGCAAAAAGAUGCAGCAGUCAUGUUACAGCAGAUAUAAAGAAGUCCAUUGAGGACCUAAAGGCAAGGGGAUACCUUCUCCCAUUUUGAUAAAAUACUAGUCAACUCUGGCAAGUAAAUAGCAAAUGUUCUUUUGUGUUAUUUCUUUACUGCCACAGUUUUCAGGCAAAUAGGCCUGCUGUGUACAAGUUUUUGAUACUGUAUGUGGUAGGUGGGUCCCGUUUCAAAGAUGACCACCACAGAUGUGUUGAAUGACAAUUCUUUUGCCCUUUUUAUUUGUUUAAAAGACGUGUUUUUAUCCUGUCAAUUCUAGUUAAACUAGCUUUUGCUAGUCUUUUUGUGCUUUGUGAGCUCAUUGAGAGUAGCCUACAAUGUAACAUGUUUACAGAACUUGUUAAAUAAACAUUGUCAGUGCUGUCACUUUUCUCAUCAUCUUUUCUAUUGUUAAUACCCUCCCAGCCUCUACUUUAGA